Molecule: messenger RNA, 2754 nt
Organism: Penaeus chinensis
Lineage: Eukaryota; Metazoa; Arthropoda; Malacostraca; Decapoda; Penaeidae
Product: REST corepressor 2-like
Exons: 10
Coding region: 564-1844 (426 amino acids)
Biological process (GO): negative regulation of DNA-templated transcription; regulation of transcription by RNA polymerase II
Cellular component (GO): histone deacetylase complex; transcription regulator complex
Molecular function (GO): transcription corepressor activity
Source: RefSeq, a predicted model, not a curated record
UUUCAUAGUUUUCUUCACCCAUCAUCAAGGAGUUAAGAGUCAGUAGAACUCCCAGAAAAUGUAUCAUAUUAUUAAAAACCCUGUUUAAGCUCUCAGAAAAUGUGUGUAUAGGAGGUUUGUUGCCCUCUGCCAGAGCACAAAAGGAGGAGACCACAGCGUUGCCUUAUGCAGUCCCAUUCUGAAUGGUUGCCACAAGCUCUCCCAAGUUUUUGCAUAGAUAUCCAUGAAUUGGAGGUGAUUUCUUUAUUAAAUUCCCUUAUUAUAUCAUUCUGAGAAUCAUGUUUACAAGAUUUAACAUUUGAAAUAUAAACUAUGUACAUAGAUAUAAAAGAUGACAUGUGCCCACCCUCCCUGCCCAGACACGUAUCACAUUGCAAAUCUCAGAGAAUCCUAUUUUGACCCUAAUCUUAUCAUUUUUCUAAUUAUUGUUAAUUUGAUCAUUGGUAUUGCUAUUAACCCUUUGCCACCAGGUGGCACGUACAUACAUGCCAUGACAUGCCUGAACUAUAUUCCAUAUAGCACCUGCGCAUGUGCACAACGUGCCGGCAUAAUUUUCUAGGAGCAUGAACGGUCAUGCCACGCACACUGUGGUGCUGUCACGAUCCCCCAGCAGUGGGGCCCAGGCCACUAUGAACACAGCCCGGAAGAGAGGGCUUUCGCAUCGGAAACCAGUGGCAUUAGAUACAGGCAUGCGUGUUGGAAAGGCAUAUCAAGCAGAGAUUCCAAGUAUGUUGCCUUCACAAGAACGCCGGCCAGAGCAGUGUCCAGAAAGAGCCUUGUUAGUGUGGGCUCCUAAGCUGGAGAUCAACGAAGAGAGUUUGGAACAGUACAUCUGGUUGGCAAAGGACAAAUACGGGUACAAUGCCGAGCAGGCACUGGGUAUGUUGUUCUGGCAUCGUCAUGACUUGGAGAAAGCAACAGCAGACCUGGCCAACUUCACACCCUUCCCUGAUGAGUGGACAACUGAAGACAAGGUCCUCUUUGAGCAGGCCUUUCAGUUUCACGGGAAAAGCUUUCACCGCAUAAGACAGAUGUUACCAGACAAGACUAUAGCCCAGUUAGUAAAGUACUAUUAUUUGUGGAAGAAAACUAGACAACGAAGUUCUCUAAUUGAUCGACAUGCUCGCAAACACACUGCAAAGCUCCAGCAGGCCACAGAAGGUGGACUGGGAGAUAGCAGCGGAGAUAGAUCUGAUGAAGAUGAAGAAGGACGUGGGGGGGAGGAGACCAAGAACUGCUCGAACUGCACCAUCCCUGCGACCAUCCUCAAUGAGUCUCCCAAGGGACCUCAGUGCCAGACGUGUUACAACCAUUGGAAAAAAAUGGGGUGUCUACGACCAACUGUAGGACCCAUGAAGAGAGAUAAACAGCUGAUCAAGCACAAGCGACGACCACCUCGCGGCAUGCACAUAAACCACGAGGAUCUUAUGGCUAUGGUGGCCCCUGCCCCCCCAGGCCCCCUAGGUGCCCCUACCCAAGGCCAGCAGCUACUGCGACAUAUGGAAAAUGAGGUCAUUGCUCUCAAACGCCAGGUACAGAGUAACAAGGCACAGAUCAGCAACUUGCGAGAAAAUCUGGCCAAGGACGGUAUCAAUUCCCUGAGGCCACCAGGACAAACAGGGCCACUGAAGGCCAAAUGGUCGCAUGAGGAACUUCUGCUGGCUGUGCAAGCCGUGCGAUAUUUUGGAAAGGACUUCAAAGCCAUUGCCGAAAUUGUAGGCAACAAGACAGAGAAUCAUGUGCGAAGCUUUUUUGUGACUUACCGCAAGCGUUACAACUUGGACAAUGUUCUGAGAGAGUGGGAGGAGGAGCAUGGUCCAGUGCGAACCAGUGCAGACGAAUAGUUAGGACUUUGCAUUUGGAAGGCUUUGGAACCGCCCGCCCAUCCUCUCAGAGCCAGCUCCAGCUUGGGGCUGCAGAGAGCUGGGUCAGAAAGUCCUCGUUUCAACUCAUCAUUGUGUGCAUUUUUGGCCAGGAUGUUCAUGUUUCAAAAUGAUUUUUGUAAGUUAUCAUACAGAUUCCUCUCAGUAUUCUUGGAGUUGUCUACGGGUAUUUCAGGGCCUAAGUAGGAUUUUCAUUUUAUUGGCGGAUGAAGAGCAUGCCUAAGAAUCUUACCUUUAGUGGGAGGAUGAAUGGAUGAGGCCUAGGAUACCUGAGGAAAAUCUAGAGUCAUGUUACCUUAACAAGAAUCUAGAAAAAAAAAUAAAAUAUAUAUUGAAAAAUACAAAGUGACAAGUCCCUAAUUGCUAAGGUACUUCUGAGCAGUCAUAAUAUUGUCUUAUACAGUGUUUGCAAAAGUGUUUGUAAAACAUAAUUUUUACAAUGAAUUACUCUUCAUGCAUAUUGCCAUGCAGAAUAUUUGAGUGUUGAGGUUUAUCUGCAUCUGUGUAUAUGUGUAGGUGCAUGUAUACAGUUGUAUACAUACUCAUUCAUAUAUACUCAUCACUGGAUUGUUGAUAACAGUAUUGCAUUAUUUAUUUCUAGGGGAAUUCUUUAGGAACACACCAGGUUGAAGUCUAGGUUGAUUAAAUCUACUUAAUCACAUGCAACCCUAGGAUAUAACUAUUUUACUUCAGUCUGUCAUAAGGUGAUCGUAAAACGGUAUUGCACAUAGUUCCUUGUUGGACACAUGAAAAUGACUAGUGUACAAAUUGUAGAGGUUAAGUAUGCCAAGUGUGAAUUAUCUUUGCCAAUUUUUUCUUGAUGUAUAUAUCAGCAAGUAAUAGUGAGGAGAAAGAAAUGAAAAUACAUGGA